UUAUUGCAAAUUCACACUGCAAAGUUUUACAGUGUGUGGUUUUAUAAUCUGUACUGUGUCUGAGUUGUGGAGCAGUGAACAAUCUUGCUAAAGCAUUUAGUCUUUCAUGUGAGCUGCACGCUGUCUGGUUGAGCCUCCAGGGCCGGUUCAAACCCUGACCCUCUAAUCCUCAGUACUGUGACUCUCACAUGAUGCUGGAAUGCUGUGCCGUGGCCCACUCAAAAUCGCUCCCUUCUGUCUUCUCUACCCCUCAGCCGACCAGGAUCCAUCUCUGAGCGUUCUGGAGGAUAUAACGCGUCCACUCCCGGUAUUUGGGAGGUAUGGGGUGGUUCCCGUCUUUUGGGAGAUUUUUAUCUUUCUGGGAGCGGAGGACUCAAUUUCAGAAUGAAGAGAACAAACCUCUAAUACCAAAGGGAGAUGUAAAAACAUCAGAAGGUGCCUCAGCUGUCUCGUAUCUGGGAACGCACGACAGUUCAGGAAGUCAGACCAGCUCGAAGUUUUCCAGCCAUGAACGGUCAACCAGAGCUUCAUCUUGGAAUGUCUUCACUUCCCGUGUUCCCAGUCCAUCCAGUUGGAGCGACUAUAUUCUGAAGUAUCUCCUCAUCACGAGCAACCUGCUCUUCACUGUUCUGGGUCUGGUCACACUAGUAGUAGGCCUGUGGGGCCUGAUCAAUAAAGAGUCCUUCGCUCAGGAGAAGAUCAGCGGUAUCGGCACGGACCCCAUGCUGCUCUUCACAUUUCUUGGUUUGGUUCUCGCCCUGCUGAGCCUGACGGGAUGCGUGGGGGCGCUGCGGGAGAACAUGUGCCUUCUUCGGACCUUCUCGGCCGCCGUGCUGCUCCUGGUGGUGGCGCAGGUUCUGGCGGCGGUCAUAGUUUACAGCCUGCAAGGCCAGAUUGUGGAGUACUUGCGCUCAGGCAUGCUGGCUGCCAUGGUGCGGUACCAGGACGACCUGGACCUGAGGUUCAUCACUGAUGAGAUCCAGACGGGCCUGCAGUGCUGCGGGGCGGAUACUUACAGAGACUGGGAAAUCAAUGUGUAUUUCAACUGUUCGGCUCCAGGGAUCCAGGCUUGCGGAGUGCCCCCUUCAUGCUGUGUAGAUCCCCUAGAGAACGGGACGGUGUGGAACACCCAGUGUGGAGUGGGCGCCCAACAGCUGGAUGAGUUCUCCGCUCAGAGCGUGAUCUUCCUGGGCGGCUGUUUGGGAAGCAUCUCCCGCUGGAUUGAGCACAACGGUGGAGUGAUUGUCACGGUAGUCAUAAUUCUGCUGGGGGUCCAGAUUCUCACUCUGUUCAUAACGACACAUCUGAUACAGAAGAUACGGUGGAACAGAGCUCAGCAUGAUGUGUACUUACAAUCACUGCAAUAAAUGGACUCAGAUGUUUUCAAUAACAGGAUAUUAUGCCAUAGGGAUUCUGAACCAGCCUAGAUUUAAUGAAUUCAUUGCAUCUGGCAUCUGGAGAUGUUAAGCUGUUUAUUCUGGAGACAAAUAGUCUAGGAAUUUUAUGAUAGCAUGUAAAAUCUUAAAGGCAUUAGAAGGUCCAUAUUGGUUUUCAUUGUUUGUUUGUGAAUGUUUUCAUAAAAUACCUAUUCUUAGUUGGUAGUUGUUUAAAUUACCAAAUCUCAUGCUCUACACACAUAUGCAGACAGAGCUUCUACCUACGCAAGCUUUUUGAAUAUGAUCACAUUUCGAAAUGUCUUAAAGUGCAAUUCAUAACGUAACACUAAGGUGCCCCAAGCCACUCUAUAGUGAACAUUAUUGAGUUAACAUCAGUCAGCUUAAAGUGUUAGUGCACCCAAAAAUGAAAUUUCCGUCAUUAAUUACUCACCCUCAUGUCAUCCCAAACCUGUAAGACCUUCAUUCAUCUUCAGAACACAAAUUAAGAUAUUUUUGAUGAAAUCUGAGGGUUUCUAAACUACACAUUGACAGCAACAUCAUUGCAUCUCUUGAGGUCCAGAAAGGAACUAAAGACAUUCAAAUAGAAUUAAAAUAUUCCUUGGGCUUUAGCACCCACGGAAAUGGUCGAGCAUCCAAGGAAAAAUACACGAUUGAAAAUUGAUUGCAGCUUUCAGACAUGGCUUUGUUUUCGAUGUUAUAGUUCAUUUGAAGCAGUUUCUAUGAUGUUAUUAUUUUAUUGACAAAUGCUGAGAGUGUAUUAUAGUAAAGCAAGAGCGCAUCUAUGUAAUGCUCGAGCAUUUCUUUUCACAAGACACAAAUAACUUCUGUGCAAUUAAUUCAUCAAACGCACCAUCAAGCGAAAAAAAAAAAAAAACACCACCAAAUAUAAUUCAUGUAAUGAGAGCAAUGAGAAGGUGGAGUGUGGCACCCACCGGCAGAAACAUAAAUUGGUCCACAUAACUACAGUGGUUCAACCUUAAUGUUAUGAAGCAACGAAAAUAAUUUUUGUGCGUAACAACAAAACAAAAAUAACGACUUUAUUUAACAAAUUCGUCUCUCAACUCGUCAUUCUCAUACGUUAUUUACAUUGCGGCACAUCCAGGUUCUACGUUCAAAUGCCGACUCAUUAUUGGCCGGCUCCUGCGUCAGCGUCACACACAUGCAUUGUGCUGUUCAUGUGUACAGCUUCAACCAAUAUUGAGCCGGGUUCGUCACGUUGACUGUAGUCACAUUUACUAUUUUUACAAUGUCUUUAAUACCUUUCUGGACCUCAAAAGAUGCAAUGACGUUGCUGCCAGUGUGUAUUCCAGAAACGAUCAGAUUUCUUUAAAAAUAUCUUAAUUUGUGUUCUGAAGAUGAAUGAAGGUCUUACUUGUUUGGGACGACAUGAGGGAGAGUAAUUAAUGACAGAAUUUUCAGUUUUGAGUGAACUAACCCUUUAAUGUCAACUGUGCUUUGAGUUCUUGUUUAUUUUGUACAAUAUAAAAUUUUGAUUUAAUAAAAUAAUUUUACAUUUAUGAUCUUUAA
Megalobrama amblycephala (Wuchang bream) is the source of this 2924-nucleotide messenger RNA. RefSeq names its product tetraspanin-10 (gene tspan10). Gene Ontology annotation, cellular component: membrane. Lineage: Eukaryota; Metazoa; Chordata; Actinopteri; Cypriniformes; Xenocyprididae. The record is from RefSeq and is a predicted model, not a curated record.